GUGUCAAAAAAAACCGUGACGAGGUUACGUCAGAGCGCUUGACAGUUACUUAUUGUGAAAAUAGAUGUAGGUCUUCAAUUUUUGAGUAUUUCGUUUUUGUAGACACGCUCGAAUAAUGGCAGAAGCAGCAAGUAAAGACCAGUGUACUGAAUCAGAGACCAAAGAAUCCAGUGAAAAAAGUGACAUUUUAGAAUGUGCUGUUUGUUUACAAACGUGUGUUCAUCCAGCUCAGUUACCUUGUGGUCAUAUAUUCUGUUUUUUAUGUGUAAAAGGCAUAGCCAAUCAAAGUAAAAAGUGUGCGAUGUGUAGACAGGAGAUCCCCCGAGACUUUAUCGAACAACCAAACUUAUUGGAAAAACCCCAACAGACGGAAGUGGCUGAAGGCUUCGAUGGUGGCUACCAAUGGUUCUAUGAAGGAAGAAAUGGAUGGUGGCAGUAUGAUGAACGAACUAGCAGAGAAUUAGAGUCAUCAUAUAAAAAAGGUGAAAGAACUUGUGAAUUUCUGAUAGCAGGAUUUUUGUACAUAGUGGAUCUAGAAAAUAUGCUACAGUUGAGAAGAAAUGACCCUAGUCGUCGAAGAAAAAUCAAAAGAGAUUUUGCCACUAUUCCUAAAAAAGGUAUUGCUGGACUAAGGACUGAUGAAUCAACAAUUGAUAUGUCUACAGAAUCAAGAAAUGUUGAAGGGAGAACAGAAGAUAAUGUAGUACCUAUUACACCUUCAAAUACACCUCAAAGUCCAACUAGCGGCAGAGAAUCUCCAAGGGAUGAACAAGAUAUACAAGCCACAAUGGAAAGAAUCAGUUCCUUACAGCUCAACUCUGCUAUUAAUGAAAUAGAUACCUCAGUUGAGUCUGAUCAGGAAUAAAUUUAAUUGCUAUUUAAUCAGGUUAUUUAUUUUUCGAUCAAUUUAUUGUCACAUGUUAAAAAUCUAAAUCGUAUUUUAAAAUUAGAAAAAUUGGAGCACAAUCUCUUUCGCUAUCAUUUUAACUAAAAUAAACUGUAUGUUUGAAUUUUGUAACAAUAAAUGAUUAUUUGUU
This is a messenger RNA of Zophobas morio, 1037 nucleotides long. RefSeq names its product E3 ubiquitin-protein ligase RNF146-like. Gene Ontology annotation, biological process: Wnt signaling pathway; ubiquitin-dependent protein catabolic process. Gene Ontology annotation, molecular function: zinc ion binding; ubiquitin protein ligase activity; poly-ADP-D-ribose binding. The transcript is spliced from 3 exons. Lineage: Eukaryota; Metazoa; Arthropoda; Insecta; Coleoptera; Tenebrionidae. Bases 116 to 865 code for a protein of 249 amino acids. Gene Ontology annotation, cellular component: cytoplasm; nucleus. The record is from RefSeq and is a predicted model, not a curated record.